Gymnogyps californianus (California condor) is the source of this 954-nucleotide messenger RNA. RefSeq names its product peroxisomal biogenesis factor 11 beta (gene PEX11B). Bases 1 to 741 code for a protein of 246 amino acids. Gene Ontology annotation, cellular component: peroxisomal membrane. The transcript has 4 exons. Gene Ontology annotation, biological process: regulation of peroxisome size; peroxisome fission. The record is from RefSeq and is a predicted model, not a curated record. NCBI's taxonomy places the organism in Eukaryota, Metazoa, Chordata, Aves, Accipitriformes, Cathartidae.
AUGGAGACCUGGGUGCGCUUCAGCGCCCAGAGCCAGGCCAAGGAGCGGCUCUUCAGGGCCGCGCAAUACGCCUGUGCCCUGGCGGGGGACACGCUGCGGAGGAACGGGGCGAGCGCCGGGGUCCUGGCCAGCGUUCGGCAGCUGGAGGCUCACCUCAGCCUGGGCCGCAAGCUGCUGCGCUUGGGCAGCUCGGCCGAGGCGCUGGAGGCGGCGAAGCGGGCCAUCCACCUGUCGGACAUGGUGCUGCGGUUCUGCGUCACCCUCAGCCACCUCAACAGGGCCAUGUACUUCGCCUGCGACAACGUCCUCUGGGCGGGGAAGACGGGGCUCGUCCCCAGCGUGGACCAGGAGAAGUGGAGCCAGAGGUCCUUCAGGUAUUACCUCUUUGCCCUCGUCGUGAACCUGAGCCGGGACGCCUACGAGAUCCGGAUCCUGAUGGAGCGCGAGGCGGGUGGGAAGCGAGCGAAAGGCAACGAGAACGGGCGCCAGCUCCGGGCUGACAACGGGCUCCAGCAGCUGGGGCUGAGGCUGCAGAUCCAGCUCCGGCUUCUGCUCCGCGUCCUUCGGAACAACCCUCCUCUGCUGCUGGACGUGGUGAAAAACGCCUGCGACCUUUUUAUCCCGCUGGACAAGCUGGGGCUGUACAAAACCAACCCGGGCUUUGUGGGGCUGUGCGGCCUCACCUCUUCCAUCCUCUCCAUCCUCACCAUCCUUCAUCCCUGGCUCAAACUGAAGCCUUAGUUGUCCUCGGAGCCUGCCUCCGGCCUCAAAGCCGGCGUAGGCGGAUAUUUGGGGACCCCGGGGGAGGCGUUAUUCCUGGGGCUGGGACACGACUAAAGCUGACUCUAUCGGUCCCGUUGCCCGCGGCUGCGCGUUCCCGGCGCGCCUGGCUGCUUUCAUAAACGGGCCGUGGAGGUGGGAGGAAGGUGGAGGGAGCUGGCGGCGGCGGAGCCG